CCCGGACAGACAGAACUGAAGGAGACAGGCGGCGAAGCGAGCGCAUCAGUAAGCACUUUCGUGGAGAGAUAAAACUACCCCGGUGUUAUGGCUGCGGCCGCUCCUCCGUCUCUCGCCCACCCCGCACCUCCGCGCUCCACGAAAGAAUUCCAACGCGCACCGCGCCAUGCGCCGCGGGACGUCGUCUCCUGGACGUCUACCAUCUCGCGCGCGGCGCGACAGGGUGACCUGCAUGCGGCGGCAGCAUCUCUCUGCGCUAUGGUCUCCUCCCCCGCCGCGCCCGCCCCCAACGACGUCACGCUACUUACCGUUCUCUCCGCCUGCGCCGACUCCCCAUCCUCGCCGCUAGCCAGCCCCCUCGCCCUCACCCUCCACGCCCGCGCGCUCAAGCUAUUCCCCUCCCACCUCCUCCUCUCCACCUGCCUCGCGCGGUUCUACCUCGCGUCCCGCCUCCCGCAUCUGGCGCUCCAGCUGUUCGACUCAAUGCCGGUCCGCUCCGUCGUCACCUACAACACCAUGAUCUCCGGGCUUAUGCGCAACGGCCUCGUCGACGCCGCGUUCGAGGUGUUCGACGGGAUGCCCGGCCCGGACAAGGUCUCAUGGACGGCGCUCAUCGACGGGUUCGUCAAGAACGGGCGCCACGACGAGGCCAUCGACUGCUUCCGCGCCAUGCUGCUGGACGGCGUCGAGACGGACUACAUCACGUUGGUCGCCGUCGUGUCUGCGUGCGCGGAGGUGAACCUCGCGGCGCAGGUGUUCCGCUCCAUUAGGAAGCGGACGGUGGUCUCUUGGAACUCGAUGAUCGUCGGGUUCGCAGCCAAUGGCCGGUGCACAGACGCGAUCGAGCUCUUCGAGGAGAUGCGGAGGCAGGGGUUCAAGCCGGACGCGGUGACGCUCACCGGCGUCCUCACGGCUUGCAGCCACGCCGGUCUCACGGAGCACGGCCUGAGGUACUACGACCUCAUGACGACAGAGUACGGUGUCGCCGCGCGGAUGGAGCACUACGGGUGCGUGGUCGACCUGCUCGGCCGGGCCGGGCGCCUGGACGAGGCGAUGCACGUGGUGGAGACGAUGCCGAUGCGGCCCAACGAAGUGGUGCUCGGGGCACUCCUCGCAGGCUGCCGGACGCACGGGAACCUGGACAUGGCCGAGCAGAUGAUGCAGCACCUCUUCGAGCUGGAUCCCCAGGGCGACGCCAACUACGUGCUGCUUUCCAACAUCUACGCAGCCGUCGGGAAGUGGGACGGCGCGGGGAAGGUCCGAAGCCUGAUGAAAGCGCGCGGGGUGAAGAAACGGCCGGGGCACAGCACCGUGGAGAUCGACGGCGACGUGCACGAGUUCGUGUCGGGAGAUCAGUCCCAUCCGCUGGCCGGGGAGAUCGGACAGAUGCUUGGGCUGCUCUGGCACGAGAUGACGAGGUAUGGUUGUGAUGUGCAUGGAGGCAGCAGCUUUGAUGGGGAUUGAGUUGCUGAUACUGCGUUAACGUAGAAGAUGCCAUGCCUGCAGGCUGCAAUCUGGGUUCAGCGUUUUGCCUUUGCCUAUGGAUUUAGGAAUGGUGAUGGAAUAAGUCUUGAGCAUCUAGAUGACAGCCUGCUUUUGACUGUCCUCUGUAGUCCUUUAGCAUUUAGAGGACAGCUUGACUGUCCUCUGUAGUCUCUUUAGCAUCUAGAGGACAUCAGUCAUUUUUUGACUGUCCUCUGUAGUCGCUUUAGCAUCUAGAGGACAAUCCUGUUGUGUAGUGUGUGUGAGAAGGUGUGGUAGUGCAGCCCCUAGGGCUAUAAAUAUGUGUUCCCAACCCCUCUAAGGGUAUGACAUUGUGUAGUGUUUGAGGAAAUAAACAGAAAAUUGCCCCAACUCAUAGUGU
Messenger RNA from Zea mays, 1864 nucleotides. Its product is annotated as pentatricopeptide repeat-containing protein, chloroplastic-like. Gene Ontology annotation, molecular function: protein binding; RNA binding. Gene Ontology annotation, biological process: RNA modification. The record is from RefSeq and is a predicted model, not a curated record. The transcript is spliced from 2 exons. NCBI's taxonomy places the organism in Eukaryota, Viridiplantae, Streptophyta, Magnoliopsida, Poales, Poaceae. The coding region runs from base 88 to 1464 and encodes 458 amino acids.